Molecule: messenger RNA, 2052 nt
Organism: Penicillium bovifimosum
Lineage: Eukaryota; Fungi; Ascomycota; Eurotiomycetes; Eurotiales; Aspergillaceae
Product: protein kinase IKS1
Exons: 2
Coding region: 1-2052 (683 amino acids)
Biological process (GO): protein phosphorylation
Molecular function (GO): protein kinase activity; ATP binding
Source: RefSeq, a predicted model, not a curated record
AUGCCCGCCGACAUGUCUAUGGUUCCCUAUAAUGGGGGAAAUCUCGAUAUUGUUUUACGGCACAAUGAAUCAGUGGUUGUCUUUGACCAUGACUCUCAACAGCUCGCUCUCCGCAACACGUCCGAUACCGAUAUCAGCGAAAUGGAGCUGGCGAACUGCCCAUUCUGCCAUCGAUCAAUGCGCGACGACAGCAGAGGACGGCAUGGCGGGAAUCCUGAGCCCGAAGGGGAAUUCAUCAACCCAAACUACUUCCGCAUGCUCAACGAUAACAUUCCCAGUUCAGUAACAUCCUCAGUUCCCCCUUCUCCACGCCGUCGCUUCGUUCAGCCUGCGCUCCCCGAUGGACCUACCAAUACCACACCCGCUCCUUCCUCCCCGCCACCACAGGGCAUUUCUUCUGCCGCAUUCAGCCCUGAUUACUUCAAGAGGUUCUUCGUGGAGGAACGAGUGCUAGGAAAAGGCGGGAAAGGAGUGGUGCUACUGGUGAAGCAUGUCCUGGACAGUGUGUCUCUGGGUCAUUAUGCUUGCAAGCGUGUCCCUGUUGGUGACGACCACGAGUGGCUGGAAAAGGUCUUGGGUGAAGUUCAGCUGCUGCAACACCUCUCCCACCAGAACCUUGUCUCAUACCGUCAUGUCUGGCUGGAAAACGCGAAGAUCAGCACCUUCGGCCCGAGUGUACCAUGCGCCUUCAUAUUGCAACAAUACUGCAAUGCCGGUGACUUGCAUGACUACAUCUGUGGCUCCGUUCAGACCUCUACCACAGCCCAACAAUUGAAGGACCGCCUCCGUCGCAGAUCAAAGGGCGAACCGGAGCCCCGGGCAAAAUUGGGAGGGCCUCGCACACUCCAGCUAGAUGAAAUUUACUCUUUCUUCCGUGACAUAACCUCUGGGCUCCGCUAUCUCCACGCCAAUGACUACAUCCAUCGUGACCUGAAGCCAAACAACUGCCUGCUUCACGAAACUGGUGAUGGUAUUAGAGUGCUAGUAAGUGACUUCGGCGAAGUGCAGUCACAAAACGCAAUGCGACAGUCCACCGGCGCAACGGGUACUCUUUCCUACUGUGCCCCCGAAGUUCUUCGACAAGAAUACCCUGAUGGGCCAUUCGGGAAUUUCACCUUCAAAUCUGAUAUCUUUUCCCUCGGCAUGAUUCUUUAUUUCCUGUGCUUUGCAGCUCUCCCAUACGCAAAUGCCGACAUAAUCAACGAAGAUAGAGAGGAUCUGGAUCAGCUACGCGCAGAGAUCACUAGCUGGGCAGGCUUUGACCAUGCCCGAGCUAUCCGCUCCGAUCUUCCCGACAAGCUGUAUCGGUUCCUCGAGCGCUUGCUCUCGGUCGAUCCCGGCCGACGACCAUCAGCCGAAGAAGUCCUAAAUGGCAUCCAAGUAGGAGCCAGCUCAAACGAAAAUUUCCGCUUCAGAAAGACCAGCUCGACAAGCUCUGAUCUGCCUGGGGCUCGCAUCCGCCCCCUGGAUAGCCCGCAGCCAUCGGUGGAGCGAGCUCUAUCACCAACCAAAACACUGCGCCGAAGCCCAGUGUCCUUCCGGCGUGACUCGAUGUUUGACUCGAGCGGUUUCCGAGGCAGUCAGACACCUGCAUCUGACGAGCAGAGCCCAUCUUUUGGCCCGGAUCAAGACAUGGUCGUUCGGCAUCGCUACUCUCGUUCACAUUCAUCGUCUCCACCAGAACAUUCAAGUGAACCCUCACCAGACCUUGACUCCCGACCUGAAUCUGAACCAAUACAUCAACAGCAUCUCCUCCCUCCGCCACCGAGCCGGUCCUCACUAUUAGGCUCUCUGACCUCAUUUUCGCCCUCAUCCAUAUUGCAACUAUCGCUCUUCCUCGUCAAGGUUGCAUCCCUUCUUCAUCCAUGCUCACCCCUGGCCGUUAACCCAGUGGUGCUUUACCCUCUCCUCCUCUCAGCUGCAUUUACUUUGAGAAUCCGCAAUACUUGGGUCCAGGUCCUUGCCGUUGUCCUACACAUACUGAUUGUCGGCUUGGGUUACCGUUUCGGUGGCCUAUGUAUCUGGCACAGAAGCACAGCGAGGGCAUUAUAA